UUAUCAACAAAUUAUUGUCAGAUCAGAGGCCGCUGAGCAACCGGCAAAGGUGAAGACAUACACGAUUACACCCGGCCCCAAUUUGAAGUUUCCAAGAUGUAAUCCUUGGCAUCGGUAACAACUUCCAACCUUGCAACUCUCAGAGAAAACAUCAAGAACAAAACAGCCCCACCCAUGUCAGCAUCGCUAUGGUAACAGACUCUUACACCUUCCUAGUCGGACCCACGGAGCCUCUGUCGUCGGUUACAGAGGAUGCCCUGGUCGUCUUGACAACGCCGAAGCAUAACCACACCCAAACUGUGGAUGUUGUGCUCCUGGGGUGUCUGUGUAACUUUGACCCUCUAGCUUGUGUCAGAAAUGGAAUCCUCUCCCUAUUUGUGGUGGUAUUGGGUCUGUUAUGCCUAGUACGGGUUGCUAGGUUGGUGGAUAUUGGAAGGAGAUACCACCAAGUUGCUGUGUUCUCCCUUGCAUCGGUAGAAUGUCUCCUAAUAACAAUUCACUGGCUUUUCAUGCACUACCCAGCGAUGGAGCUAUCUGUGCAACUCUUGAAGAUGGCUCAACUCGUCAUAGUGUGUCACUUCUACUUAGCCAGAUCGGUCAGGCUACUCAAGAGAGAAUAUCUCAACCGAUUCCUUGUUCUACCAGUACUAGUGCUGUUUGGUGCCUACUUUUUGGUCGUCACCAUCUUGGGUGUUAUUAUUUCAAAAGAUCAGUCCAUUUCAUGUCAAGAUCCAUAUUGGGUGAUGUUCUCUGCUGUAGAAUGUGUUCUGGUCCAGAUGUUCAUGGUAUGCGGUAUCUACAUCACAAAGAAACUGAACAAUGUCACCAUGCUGCGAAGCCAAAAAAGAAUGCAAAAGAGAAAUAUAUGGAGUAUUAUCAUUGCCUUUGAACUGUCAUCUAUUGCUACACUCAUCUAUGAUAGUUUUAUGUUAGGAAGUAUGGAUGGUCGUACAAGAUGCAGCGAUGUUUAUAACGACAACAAUGUAUCAUAUAGUGUGGUGUAUCUGCUCCUAAUGUUCUUCAAAAUCAUAGUGCCAAUUUUAACACUACUCGUUGUGUUUCAUCCUGUUGACCGGGAGGAGCCAGAAGAAAGACUUAUAUCCAGUGGAUCGGAUAGUGAUGGUUAUUCCCACCAUCACAGACGGUUGUACUCCCCGGGGACGUCGGGCCACGGUUUCACCCCUCCUCCGCCGCCGGCUCGGAGCCCCACCCGACGCACCCAGUCUUUCCCACGGUUACCCAUCAUCACGGAAGAGGCGGAGCCACACAUUAUUAACGCCUCACUCCCAAUCUCAGCGUAGAGUUCUGGACAAAGACUUGUGAAAGAUAUUCCUGGGAACCAACAAUCAUUAACACUUCACUCGAUCCCCACCUCAGCAUAGGUGUAAAAACUUUUGAAAGAUGUGUGCAGUGUGGUUUGGGAAGUGAACUUGAUGUGCUUCUACAGUUUCUCAUGGUAUUUCAAAGGCAGUAGUGACGAAGUUAGUCCCACUACGCCUCAACCAACAGCCUGGAGCUCUGUCUUUUCCUUAUUUUCAUAGAAGAAGUGUAACCGACGAUUAAAUCUUCGCUCGCCACCUCUGCGUAGAGUCCCUGGCCUCUUCUUAUAAACAAUUGCAAUUAAUUGCAACUUUGCAACUUAUUUGUGAUUGAUGGCAGUCGCAACUACAGUGUAUGUUCAUAAGAGAUAGGAGACUGUGAUUGGUGGAGUUGUGUUUGAUUCAGAUCAAGCGAAUCUGUAAAAUCGCAUCGUGUAAAAUAGUUCUACCAACAAACCAUUGUGAUCUGAUUUCAGGCAUGUUGCCUGGAUUAAAGAGGAUUUACAUUAUGCUGCAGAUAGUGCUUUAUAUUGAGGCUCUGCCAGCAUACAGUACAGUAUCUUUUACAUAUCACAUAGGAUAUUUUAGGAUUGCAGAUGUGUCGUGGUCUAGUGGGUACAUCACCGGACUGUGGACCACGUGGUUCGCGAUUCAAGUCCCCACGCGGCACAAGUCUUGAGGCGGCACAAAUGUCUUUUGGCAAGACAUUAAUCUGCAUCUGCCACACUAGACCCAGGCGAGGUAAAUGCUAAAAUGCCUAAUGACAGCCGUGCUAAAGCUGGUAAAGCUAAAGCUGGUAAUAAUGUGGAGCGCCGGGAGUGUAAAUUCUGGCAGACAUGAGUGCUAAACAAGAACUGACCACUAUAUUAUUAUUUUAUAUUGAGCUGCAGAGAAGGUUUGACCCAAAUAGUGUAGUAUCUGUUGAUUUUGAAAAUGAUGUAUUUCUCAUAUAUCAUAUUUUCUGUGGCAGAUUCAUAACAAUAGUGACAAUACUGUAUGCUGCACCUUAGGUUUUACCUAUGAAUUAGCAUGAUUUAGACCACCUAUCAGACAAUCAGAUCCUCUUCUAAUCCAAGAUAGAAAUUACUUAAGGGCUAAGUUAAUCACUGAUUCUUUGUCAAAUUGGCAACAAAGCUAUUUUCCUUUCAUUGCUACAUUGUUCUAUAUAAUAAAAGUCCUGUAUCUGAAAAAAGGUUAUACACAGGCAGUGAUGAUAUCAAAGGUUUUAAAAAUUGCCAGGUUGUGAUGAAAAAUUCUAAAAAAUAUUGGUUUUGAAACUUAUUUUGUGGCUGAAAAUUGGAAUUUUCACCAAUGAACA
Strongylocentrotus purpuratus (purple sea urchin) is the source of this 2637-nucleotide messenger RNA. RefSeq lists its product as uncharacterized. The transcript is spliced from 12 exons. NCBI's taxonomy places the organism in Eukaryota, Metazoa, Echinodermata, Echinoidea, Camarodonta, Strongylocentrotidae. The coding region runs from base 189 to 1301 and encodes 370 amino acids. The record is from RefSeq and is a predicted model, not a curated record.